Messenger RNA from Rhizopus microsporus ATCC 52813, 1221 nucleotides. RefSeq lists its product as uncharacterized. The transcript has a single exon. The record is from RefSeq and is a predicted model, not a curated record. NCBI's taxonomy places the organism in Eukaryota, Fungi, Mucoromycota, Mucoromycetes, Mucorales, Rhizopodaceae. The coding region runs from base 7 to 1149 and encodes 380 amino acids. Gene Ontology annotation, molecular function: protein binding.
CUGAAAAUGCUUUCGCGAUUGACAGCUUCUUUUGGGAACAAAUACAUACGUUCAAAUACAAGCAACCGGUUAUUCCUGAACCAAAAAAGGGCGUUUGGAUUUACCAAAAGCAUCUCUAAAGAGGCAGCUGAUUCGACAAAGGCUGUUAAAUUUACCACCAGUACAUAUAAUGAUGCCAUCAGUCGAUUAAAGUCACAGGGAAAACUAGCAGGAAAGAUCACCGGAUACACUAUUUUAUCCGUAAGUGCAGCCAUAGGUUUGAUUUGGCAACUUACGCACUUGUAUAUCGAAUAUACUAUGGAAUCGACGCCAAAAGAACUAGGAUUCAAGGGUCGUCAAUUGCUCCACGGAGCAUAUGUUCGAGAACAGUUAGCGCCUGAUUAUGAUAUUGCUUCCAUGUAUAUUCGGGAAGUUAUCCGUAUUGCUUUAGAAGAACAAAACCUGAAAGAGAGCUCUGAUACAAUUAUCAACCUUCGAUUACGACUAGCUGAAGACGAGAAUAAGUCAGGGAAUCUAUUAGAUGCGAUUACCGAAUACACCAGAGCAUGGAAACUGUUGAUGGACAAUGGUAAGGGCCAUGAUCAGCAAACAAUCACAGCAGCAAAGAAGAUUGGGGAUUUAUAUAUGCGAAUUGGUGAUUAUGAACAUGCGGAAGAAUACCUUGCUUGGGCACUUCAUAUGUCUGAAAAAGCUAGCCAAGACGAUCUACUACAAUCAAAGAUUAAGCUUUCGUUGGCCAAUUUGUACGCUAUCCAACGCAACUUUAAACUUUCAAUACCUUUAUUAUCACAACUGUUAAAAUCUUUACCAGAAGAACAGCAUUGUCUCAGAGCUAUUGUGCAGAACCAACUAUCAGAAAUAAUGUAUGGCUUGAAUAAAAAAGAUGAGGCCAUGGGUUGGGCUCAAACUGCUCUUGAGACAUGUACCAAGGAUAUAAAAAAUCAAGACUGUUUAGAAUGCGGUGCUGUAGCGUCGAAUAACAUGGGAAGGAUGUUGGAAUUGAGCAGUGAAUUUGAACAAGCGUUAGCAUAUUAUAAUCAAGCUAUAAAAUAUGCGGCAGACGUGGGUAAUCUAACAAGCCAUGAAACUUAUAGUCUCAACUCAGAAAGAGUUCAGGAUAUUAUUGCAAUAAAAGAGACAAAGCAUUGAAAUUAAUCACUGAAACCACUUCUCCCUAUCAGCAUCUUAUUAUGAAUAGCCACAUCAAAUUAAAUAUGAGGG